AUGUCAGAAUCUGUCAAAGCUUCAAACUCAUCUCAACACUCAUCACUUAACGAGGAGGGCUCCCUCGAUACUACCCCCGCUUCGCCGCCUUCAGUUAAACUUCAAGCGCUCGAGAAAGAACUAGAGCAAGCGGCUAUAGCGCGUCGUCGUGAGCGACAAAAAACCUUACAGAAAAUAGCUGAAGGAGAAGAGAAAAACGAAGAAGAGUAUCAGGAAUGGGUGAAGAAGAUCAAAGAACUUCAAGAAGAAGGGGAUAAAGAGCGGGAAAGGAUUGAGAAGGAACUUAUUGAGGAGAUCGACAAAACGCGGAAAGCACGCGAAGAGCGCCGUCGAAGCAGCUCCUUCCGUACUGAAUCACAUCCAAUAGAGAUUCAAAAACCGCGUCGAGGUUCGACAGAUGUCCUUCACAAAGGUCGUGAUAUUGACACUAUCUUUGAAGAAUUCAGAAGCCAUCGUCAACAUAAGCUUAAUGUAGUAGAUAAAAACAAUGUGGAAAUCGAGAAGAAAGUAGUGGCGGAAGGACAUUCCGAAAGUGUAGGAGAUUCCAAAGGCAAGGAGGAGGGAAAGGUUGGAGAAGAUUCGGUAAAAAUUUUGUUACAAGCUCCAAUUAUUGCUGAACCUCAGGAUAUUAAUGAUGGUAGCCGCGGAAGCGCAAGUAAUUCUGACAAUCAGCAACCAUCAUCAAAUCAUUUGUUUAUAAGAGAAAAUCGUAAAGGCACUGCAGACGCUUUUCAAUCUCAGAAUUCAACCAACAUUGCUACUACCUUGUCUCCGUCAGUUGUCUCCUCUUCUUCUGAAUCAACCAUAGCAUCCCAAAACGAUUCGAAUGCAACUUUGUCUCCCUCCCAACAAACCCCCCUUGCAACAUCUCCUUCAACGCGGCAGAGCGUAGCUGAGCUUAUUCGCCAGCGUGAAGCCGCCCAAUUACAGGCAAACGAGUCCAAAACAUCUCAGCGAAUCGUAAUUAAACGGAAGCCCGUGUUGGAAAAGUGGGGUAACGUUGAAGAUAAGGAUGAAAAAAAGAAAGACGAUGAGAAGAAACCCACACCAGGACGAAUAAACGUUAUGAAUAAGGUUCCGUGGGCUGCGAAGGAUAACGCGGAGCCGGCUGCAUCAGUAAAUAACUCCGUGCACCCUUCACCGAAGAAAAUUACCUCUGCCUUUUUGUCUGCCUCGACUGCUCCAUUAAACACCCCGCCAUCGUCCACCGCCUCCUCAACAAAUAAAUCCCCUCCACCACGUAAAAUAAAUUCCACAUUUCUCUCCACAUCAACUACAGUUACUUCUACCACUUCCACGGCAUCUCUUUCACAAACGAGCAAACCGUCGCCUAAGAAACUCGAACCCACAGUUGCAUCCCGUCUUGAAUCUGUCUUUGGCGCUGGUAUGCCGCUUCCCGGCCUUGCCCGUGGAGGAGCUCCACCUAGGGUUGGCGGGAGAAAAGUUGAAAUUACUGGUGAUGAUAAAGAGCGGACAAAUACAAAUGUUGGAAAAGUGAAAGUUAUGAUGGGGGAUGAUUCUAGUGAAAAAGUAACAGAAGAAAAAAGCAGAGUCGAUGUAGUUAGUAGUAGGCCUUUGACACAUAUUACGAAAGAUCGGCCUAGGCGCCCAGGACGUUCCAAACCACGUGCGCUUGUCUCCACACCAUCCUCAACUCCUACUAUAGAAUCAUCUGCGUCCACUUCCGACGCUUCUAUUUCAAAGCAAGAUGUUGUCGAAACAGCAGCUAAUGGGAAAUCGUCUGAACGUGAUAAUGACGCAAUGAAGGAAGUCAAAUCCGAAGUAUCUGUUUCCACUCCCUCGUCCAGCAAAUUGUCAGGUGAUGAGUGCGCCUCUGGAAACGAUUCAAAUGGUAAUAAUGAAACUACCGAAAGUUCAACUGUAGAAACCGAGAACGAUAAAGCAUCGGAUGAAGUUGUGUCUGUAGACGUGAGUAACGCAUGA
This is a messenger RNA of Paraglomus brasilianum, 1944 nucleotides long. The record is from the annotation of a GenBank genome assembly. NCBI's taxonomy places the organism in Eukaryota, Fungi, Glomeromycota, Glomeromycetes, Paraglomerales, Paraglomeraceae.